AUGGCAUUCCGGAACCAGAAGCUCAGCGUUUCAGCGCAGCAGAAUGACGUGCACAAGCGGAUCCUCACUGGCCUCCUGCGCCAGGAAGAGAACCGCCGAUGCGCAGACUGCCAUGCACGUGGACCAACAUGGGCCAGUGUGAAUCUGGGCGUGUUUGUCUGCCUCAACUGCUCAGGUGACGAGCGGAUAGACGAGGGCAGGGACACAUGGCUGCCAGAGCAGGUCGCCUUUGUCCAGGCCAUGGGGAACGCACGUGCGGCCGGGUACUGGGAAGCAAACCUCCCCCGGCCCCCCGACAGCGACAUGGGCCUGCUGCGGACCUUCAUCACCGACAAGUAUGUGCACAGGAGGUACGCGCUGCAGCAAUCCUCCGAGCCACCCAGCAUCGACAACUUCGCCGCUCACCCGGUAUGUGUGGAUGUAUGUGUGGGAGGGGGGGGGGGGGCGUCCUCAUGGUGGUUCCUGAUGCACCAUAAGUACCCAUCAAAUGGCAUUUCCUGA
Messenger RNA from Auxenochlorella protothecoides, 501 nucleotides. Its product is annotated as putative ADP-ribosylation factor GTPase-activating protein AGD5. Bases 1 to 501 code for a protein of 166 amino acids. The record is from RefSeq and is a predicted model, not a curated record. NCBI's taxonomy places the organism in Eukaryota, Viridiplantae, Chlorophyta, Trebouxiophyceae, Chlorellales, Chlorellaceae. Gene Ontology annotation, molecular function: GTPase activator activity. The transcript has 3 exons.